UUUUGAAGCCCAAAACCGGAAGUGACGUUGACUCUACGUCCUGUUUUCUAAACGCAAAGAAUACACUGCUAGUUUAUAAGCUUAAUUUAGCUAUUCACUACGAAGUUUAAAAUGUCUAGAAUAGAACUAUUACGGUCGUUUUUCAACCAGAGAUUAGCAGCUGCUGCCGAAGAGAUAUUCCGGGUCGUGGAGAAAACGAUAGCCGAGUACCAGGACGAGAUGUCCCGCUCGGAAGAGAGGAACAGCCGUCUACAGAAGCUGCUCGAUAUCACUAUUAAACCAGAAAUAAAGUUGUAUAGAGCAGACGCUAAUUAAUUUCAGAUCCCAGAUCAGCAGUGCCUAUUGAUGAGUUUCAAUCUUCCGGACACCCAGCUGCAGCAGCUCCCAGCCUGUGGAGAACAGGUUCCCUCUGAGCAGGAGGAGUGGAUCCACAGUCUGGGGCAGGAGGAUCCACAGUCUGGGCCAGGAGGAUCCACAGUCUGGAGCAGGAGGAUCCACAGUCUGGGGCAGGAGGAUCCACAGCCCGUUCACAUUAAAGAGGAACAGCAGGAACUCUGGACCAGUCUGGGGGAAGGUCAGGAGUCUGACACCACAGAGUUCAUAUUCACUUCCGCUUGUGUGCAAAGUGACUGUAAUCAGGACCCACCUCAGCCCUCACAUCUCUACCAGACCCAGAGUACCAGCACCUCAUAUGAACAGUUGAAAAGAGGAACUACAGAGGACCGCCAACUAUUAGAGACACCCAGUGCUUCUCAGCCCGUCUCUGCAGGGAAGUCGAUCCAUCCUAGUUCUCCCUCUAAGAGUCGCUGUAAGGUGUGUGGGAAAAUGUUUCUCAUGAAAAGCUAUUUCUUUAAACAUGUGAGAAUGCACACCAAGAUGAGAGAACGUGUCUGUGGGGUGUGUGGAAAACAGGUUGAGUUAGAGGCUCUAAAAGAUCACGUUCAAGCUCACAUCGAUGCUCAGUUUACUUGUCAGUUCUGCAGUAAGUGUUUCACUAAGAAUAAUGCUCUGAGGUUACACAUGAGGAUCCACACAGGGGAGAAACCCUACCGCUGUUCUGUCUGCGGCAGAGGGUUCGCAGGAGCAACCAAUCUAACCAAUCACAUGAGGAUCCACACAGGGUAUAAACCCCACCGCUGUACUGAGUGUGGACGGUGUUUCUCUGUCCUGGGUCAUCUCCAGACACACAUGAGGAGCCACACGGGGGAGAAACCCUACCGGUGUACUGUCUGUGGUAAAGGGUUUAGUGUGAGCUGCAACCUGACGCAGCACAUGAUGAUACACACAGGGGAGAGACCUUACCACUGUCCUGACUGUCAGAAAGGAUUCAUCACCAUGGUCCGGCUGAGGAGACAUCAGAUCGCUGUUCACAUGCAGGGAGCAAUGUUCUUCUGUAAUGAGCAACAGCUGUAAAAGCAUGCAGGCCUUGAAACACACAGUAGAGUACAGAGAGAGAGACAGCGAUGACAUGAUGAGCCCUGACGUAAGACACAGAGAGACAGCGAUGACAUGAUGAGCCCUGACGUAAGACACAGAGAGACAGCGAUGACAUGAUGAGCCCUGACGUAAGACACAGAGAGACAACGAUAACAUGAUGAGCCCUGACGUAAGACACAGAGAGACAGCGAUGACGUAAGACACAGAGAGACAGCGAUGACAUGAUGAGCCCUGACGUAAGACACAGAGAGACAGCGAUGACAUGAUGACCCCUGACGUAAGACACAGAGAGACAGCGAUGACAUGAUGAGCCCUGACGUAAGACACAGAGAGACAGCGAUGACAUGAUGAGCCCUGACGUAAGACACAGAGAGACAGCGAUGACAUGAUGAGCCCUGACGUAAGACAUAGAGACAGCGAUGACAUGAUGAGCCCUGACGUAAGACACAGAGACAGCAAUGACAUGAUGUGCCCUGACGUAAGACACAGAGAGACAGCGAUGACAUGAUGAGCCCUGACGUAAGACACAGAGACAGAGAGACAGCGAUGACAUGAUGAGCCCUGACGUAAGACACAGAGACAGAGAGACAGCGAUGACAUGAUGAGCCCUGACGUAAGACACAGAGAGACAGCGAUGACGUAAGACACACAGAGAGACUAGCUUCCACCUGUAAGAGGAGACUUCUUGGUGAAUAAGACAUGACUGAACUGCUGGACUUCAGAUUUAACAGAGAAGUUGGUGGACCGUAUCUUCUGAGCAACAGAAGUCCCUGAUCAUUAGUUAGAACAGUUGGUUCUCAGACUGUUUGGGGCCUGGGACCCCUUCUGUGUGAGUAAAUUCAUCAGGGACACCCUCAUCAGAACACAACUAGAGUGAGAUAUGAAAUAGCAUACAAGGAAUUUUACUGUGACUUUGGCAGUGCAUUGUGGGACAAACCAAGUCCCCGGGAAGGAACAUUUUAAAAGGCAUCACAGAAAGAAAUGAGCAGUUUUCAAGCUAAUUUCCAUGUACUGUCAUCUGUUGUUGAGAGUAAAACAUAUUGUUUAUAUACUGUCACCUGUAUUGUCACAUCUGCUUAAUAUUGCUAACCUUAAAUCUACAAUGAUUGGGGAUCUUUCACUAUUCUACCUAUUUGACUUUAACUUGAGAAUAAAAUGUGUUGUUUUAAAUAGUGUAA
This is a messenger RNA of Oncorhynchus mykiss (rainbow trout), 2615 nucleotides long. The record is from RefSeq and is a predicted model, not a curated record. NCBI's taxonomy places the organism in Eukaryota, Metazoa, Chordata, Actinopteri, Salmoniformes, Salmonidae.